Molecule: messenger RNA, 1263 nt
Organism: Puntigrus tetrazona (Sumatra barb)
Lineage: Eukaryota; Metazoa; Chordata; Actinopteri; Cypriniformes; Cyprinidae
Gene: mrps7
Product: mitochondrial ribosomal protein S7
Exons: 5
Coding region: 114-794 (226 amino acids)
Biological process (GO): ribosomal small subunit assembly; translation
Cellular component (GO): ribosome
Molecular function (GO): rRNA binding; mRNA binding; structural constituent of ribosome
Source: RefSeq, a predicted model, not a curated record
GGUCGAGUUUACCGCUGAUCUGAGACCCGAGUUUGUAGUUUCCCUCUGAUAAAACAUAAAACAGUCUGAUCACCCGAACUGAUCCGAGACAGAUCUGUUAUACAGUCCUAAAGAUGGCAGCCUCCGUCAGACAUUUACUGAAACCUUGGACACCGAGUCUGUGUCUGGUGAGAUGGAGUCGGUAUAAUCCGUACUAUCUGGAUCCUGAUCCCAGUCAAAAGACCCCGGAAUCAGAGCUCAGUCCUGAAGAGAAAGAGCUGCAGGAACUGAAGAAAGUCAGACCGAUAAAAGCAGCGCUUUCGAGCGACACCAGCUCUCCUUUAAACGACACUCUCAUCAGCAAGUUCGUCAACAUGAUGAUGCAAGAUGGCAACAAAGUCCUUGCUAGAGGAAUCAUAACACAGACGCUGGAGAACGUGAAGAGAAAACAGGUGGAGAAAUACCACAAAUCUCCGGCAGCUAAGAGAGAAGAGAUCCAGUGCAAUCCGUACACCAUCUUCCAUCAGGCGCUGGAGAACUGCAAACCCAUCAUUGGCCUGGCCAGCAUCCAGAAAGGAGGGAAAACUUACCAGGUGCCGGUUCCUCUCUCGGAUAAUCGGCGGCGCUUUCUGGCCAUGAAGUGGAUGAUCACCGAGUGCAGGGACAACAAGCACCGCCGCACGCACAUGUACGAGAAACUCUCGCAGGAGCUGCUGGCCGCCUUCGCCAACGAGGGAAACGUGGUGAAGCGCAAGCACGACCUUCACAAGAUGGCCGAAGCCAACAGGGCAUACGCACACUACCGCUGGUGGUAGAGACGGGGGUUUGGGGAGGAUGGGCAUCGCACGAAAAGGACACGAGAACGCGUGUGGUCUUGUUCAUCUUUGUGUGACAGUAAAUAAAAGCUAUAAGUCACACAUUUUUGAGUUGAACGGUGUUACAAAACCAGUCUGUGACACGUUCUUGAGAUUUCAAUUGCAAUCUCGUGCACAAAAAUACUUCAUUUCUUCAUAUUUGUAACUGUAGAAGGUACCGUCUAAUCUGCAAGAGCCUGAGAAAUCGGUUCAGGAAUCAAAAACAGCUUUAUUUUAUAUUAAAUGGAAAAAAAUUGGAAUAUCGCGCCACAUUCAGUCCACAGGACCUUCUUGAGAUAUAUAUAAUUGCUGUAGCUCUGUAAACGCAUGCAAACUUAUGACGCUUAAUGCCUUCAUCCACAACCUGUAAAAGUAUUGCUGGAUAUGCAUCCACUCUCUUCAUAGUAUAAAAAUAUUAUUCUUAACUGAA